Ixodes scapularis (black-legged tick) is the source of this 2114-nucleotide messenger RNA. RefSeq lists its product as uncharacterized. Gene Ontology annotation, molecular function: RNA polymerase II cis-regulatory region sequence-specific DNA binding; DNA-binding transcription factor activity, RNA polymerase II-specific. Gene Ontology annotation, biological process: regulation of transcription by RNA polymerase II. The coding region runs from base 298 to 1044 and encodes 248 amino acids. The transcript has 2 exons. Lineage: Eukaryota; Metazoa; Arthropoda; Arachnida; Ixodida; Ixodidae. Gene Ontology annotation, cellular component: nucleus. The record is from RefSeq and is a predicted model, not a curated record.
UCUGCAUUUCGCGCUUUUUGCUUUCGGCUGCCCCUCGCGUCGUCUCGCCGGUUUCGCCGUCUCGCCCGUCGUCUGCUGCGCUCAGUUUGCGUUUCGGGCUUCGGCGGUCGCGUUGGGGUGUGAUCGCUUGGCGCUAUAUUUCGAAGUGACGGUUCGGAUUCCUGUGGAUUUUCGCCGCACCCAGGAUCUAUCUACGCUUGGACCACACCAUUCAAGAAACUCCAUCGGACAUGAGGGUUGCCCGACCCGAAUGACCGACUGCGACUCUGAAAUCAGUCGAGACAGUCUCCCAGGAGCAUGGCUUCGAGCGAUGCCAUCAUCUACUGCUCCUCGGACAUCGUGAAGAAGGCCCCGCAGAAGAUGGGCAUCGAGAAGAUCACCACCAAGUACGACACCGUGGGAACCCUGAGCAAGGACCCGGAUGAAAACGGCCGUCUGGGUGAGCUCGAAGUGGACCAAGUCGAAUCAUGCUUCAAGAGCCACAAGACGUACGUGUACGCCUGCCACUGUCUCGCCAACCUGUACUUCACUGAAGUCUGCCAGGACGGCACUCCAGGACGCUGGGAACUGGCGAGGACAGGAGUUCCCGUUCUCAUCCUGGACAAAGGGGAGACGCGGGCCAGGACAAGAAGGAUGGUGCACAUCGUCCUUGCCGAGAGGGGCACCGGUUUCGCUCUCUGGAAGGAUGUCAUCGACAACCUGAGCAGCUACAGGAAGCCCGCCGUUACCUUCCAUACGAUGCACCUGUCGUCGGACCAUCGCCGGAUGGCGGGCCUCAGCUUCGACGUUCCGGACUUUGCCCAGGAGUUUUGGGACCGGGUCGAAGAGCUCAUAUCGGAUCCCCUCAACAUCAGUCUGUCCAUGCCCAAGGGAUGCACCAAGAGUAUGAAGAAAAAGAACAGACCCUCGAAGCCGAAGCCCUUGCCGAGGAAGAGCGACAUCUCGUUGCCCUGCUGCUUCCAGCAUGUCACCAAUGUUGGCAGUGCGGACAAGGAGCGAUUCUACUCGUUGGCCACGCUGGGACCAGACAGGGACAUCGAGUGACGGCAUCACUUCUUGUCGACCUGCUCUGCUUAGGGUAACUCGGAGGCGAAGAGUGUGUGGUACUGACCGAAGUUGUGCGCUGAUGAGGGUGUCUGUCUUCGGUCGUGCUCCAGUGUAAAUGGGGGCUGUGACUCUGGCCCUUGUGGUGUUGUGACGACCAUCUGUUGACGAUCGUUCAACUUGGACCCAUGUGGAUUAGGAGUGCGUCGUUCAACGGGAAUGAAUGUUCAACCAAAGUGAAUGACGUUCCAACAUCUUUGUUUUGUUUGGUUUCUGAACGUGCGAGUAGACAAUCUUUUUUGUACAGUUUGUGCCGACGUCAACGAAUGUGUGACAAGCUUUAAUGUGCUUUACUUUUCUUUGAAACUGGAGUCAGUUGGAACUAUCGUUUGAUGUAUAUUCAGCAAACGGAACAUUGAAAAGUUACCCGGUCCUGUAUCUAGGCUAAGAACAGGCAUGUUUGUCGCGCAUUAUUCUAUGUUCAUUCUAUAUUUGCAAGAAUUUUUAGGUUUCGAGCCCUCGCCGUUGUCUGGUAAGUGUCUUUCGACGGUGGUGCACUUACGUGAGCUUGUCACUCCAAUGCGAUGUCUGACUGACAAAAUAGUUAUCCAUAACGAAAUAUGAACUCUGUGUCAUUUUAUGUCUCUAGAAGUGUUGAUUUGAAAUUUUUUUAUGCACGAAGGGACGUAAGUCAACGUUCGCUUGCAUUUUCGUGCAAUUUAAAACAGGCAUAUCAUGUAUCCUCAUCGCUGUAAAAUACUUUGCCGCGCAAUGCAAAGCUCGUUAGAGUUAGGCCUGUCUUGUCAAUCUUUUCAUCCACAUUCAACGAGGGACCAUUUUGCGGUCUGUAGAAGCCAUGUGUAGUUAGACGCGAUAGGCUGAUAUUAGUGGGGGACCGUACUUACAGUAACCGGGAAAAUGUCAGGCACCGAUUCCUGUUAUCCAGCUGUAAAUAAGUUUUAUUGUACGACUAACCCUCGUAUGAAAGUCACCAGUGCCUCUCUUUACUUUCUCUCAUGUAUAUAGAUUUAUACAAUGUUUUACGGAAAUUAAAGAAACGAUUCGCAUCA